Molecule: messenger RNA, 2048 nt
Organism: Nelumbo nucifera (sacred lotus)
Lineage: Eukaryota; Viridiplantae; Streptophyta; Magnoliopsida; Proteales; Nelumbonaceae
Product: actin-related protein 4
Source: RefSeq, a predicted model, not a curated record
UUCCUCGGAAGGGUUUCUCUCAGUCGAGAGAUCCCGCGCUCUCUGUUAAAACAAAACACUAGCUUUCCGGCUCUAUCUCUUUCUCUCGGACGCAGAAACCCUAAAAAGAAAACAAAUUUAGGGUUUCUUCUGCGCAUAUCAGGAGCUGUAAUCAUGUAUGGAGGAGAUGAAGUAUCGGCAAUAGUCAUUGACCUGGGUUCGCAUACCUGUAAGGCUGGUUAUGCCGGUGAAGAUGCUCCCAAGGCAGUGUUCCCUUCUGUUGUCGGCUCAAUUGAUCAAAUGGAAGUUGAUGAUGCUGUUAAAUCUGAAAGGGACUCUGGAACUGCUCCAGAUUCUAAAAACAUUGUUAAAACUUUUGAUUCGGAUAAAACUAAGACAAAGCGUAAAUUGUAUGUGGGGUCUCAAGCUUUAGGAUACCGCCGUGAUCAUAUGGAGGUGCUAUCACCUUUAAAGGAUGGAGUUGUUGUUGACUGGGAUAUUGUUGACAAUAUAUGGGACCAUGCCUUCAGGGAGCGCUUGCUAAUAGAUCCUAAAGAGCAUCCGAUGCUACUUGCAGAACCAUCUUCUAAUUCUCCACAACAAAGAGAAAGGACGGCAGAGCUUAUGUUUGAAAAGUACAAGGUUCCUGCUUUGUUUUUGGCCAAGAAUGCUGUUCUUACAUCUUUUGCAUCUGGUCGUGCUACUGCUUUAGUUGUUGAUAGUGGUGGUGGUUCAACAACUGUUGCUCCUGUACAUGAUGGAUAUGUACUCCAAAAGGCUGUAGCAACAUCUCCUAUUGGAGGGGAAUUUCUUACAGAGUGCAUGAUGAAAAGCUUGGAAAGUAAAGGAAUCACAAUAAAACCUAGGUUUUCUUUUAAGAGAAAGGAAAUACGACAGGGAGAAUUUCAGAUAGUAGAUCUAGAUUUUCCAAAUACAACAGAAAGUUACAAGCUGUACUCCCAGAGGGUCAUUGUAAGUGAUAUCAAAGAAUGCGUGUGCAGAGCCCCUGAUGCUCUAUACGAUGAGACUGCAUAUGCCAAUGUUCCAAUGACAUCAUAUGAGCUUCCUGAUGGACAGACACUAGAAAUUGGAGCUGAUAGAUUCAAGAUUCCUGAUGUUCUAUUUAAUCCCUCCUUAAUUCAGAUAAUUCCUGGUAUGGAGAGUUUUUCUGAGUCUAAUCCUACCAUUCGCGGGCUUCCACAAAUGGUUAUUGAAAGUAUAAAUAAGUGUGAUGUGGACAUCCGAAGAGAACUAUUCAGUAGUAUACUGCUUGCUGGUGGGACAGCAUCAAUGCAGCAGUUGAAAGAGCGUCUAGAGAAGGAUUUAUUAGAGGAGUCUCCUCAAGCUGCUAGAGUUAAAGUUUUGGCAAGUGGUAAUACAACUGAAAGGCGAUUCAGUGUUUGGAUAGGUGGGAGUAUUCUGGCAUCUCUUGGUUCCUUCCAACAAAUGUGGUUCUCAAAGGCAGAGUAUGAGGAGCACGGGGUUUCAUACAUUCAACGGAAGUGCCCAUAACUGCCAUGUUUCUGAAAUUGCGUGGAUACCAGUCUAUCCAUUCCAAAAUUUCCUUGGGGACCCUUGAAGCCUCAAUCCUUGCCUUUCGUUUGGGAGACUGCCGUUAAUGUGAUACUGAUGUUUGAAAGAACUGUAAGACCUUUGUAUGUCCUGAUGACUGAUGACUUUAUUGGAGUUAAAUGAGAAGAACCACCAUCGGGCUAUCUAAGUUGGUCUUAAUGCAGUGCAGUCAAAUGAUGAUAUAACAUUUAAAUGUAGGGGGAUGGAUUUUAUGUUUAUUGUGUAAUUUGUAGGCAAUACCUUUAUUUAUGGGAUUGUGCGGACCAUUUGAUAGGUCAGUUCUGAACGUUGAAGAUUGGUCGCACCGAUUUGAUAUUAGCAACAUGAGACGAUUUGAUACUUGUAGAAUUCAUAAAAUUGCAGCUGAUAGGAUAAAAUACCUGGACAUGAUCUUAUUUUAAGACUUGAAGGCUUGAAGCUUAGUUGCUUCUAAUGUUUGCUAUUGUAGUACUCAAAAUUGCAGAUUUGCAGCUGAUAGAAUAAAUUAUGGUUGUCCA